Molecule: messenger RNA, 1674 nt
Organism: Hordeum vulgare subsp. vulgare (domesticated barley)
Lineage: Eukaryota; Viridiplantae; Streptophyta; Magnoliopsida; Poales; Poaceae
Exons: 1
Coding region: 805-1245 (146 amino acids)
Source: RefSeq, a predicted model, not a curated record
GAAGGAAAUGCUAGCUAGGAUGGUUCAUUUGUCCUGAAAAUUUGCCAAGGCACUCAUCUUAGCAAACCAUUGCCACACACCAAAAAUUAGCAUAUUCCCUUUAGCCAAUAUUCCAUAAACAAUUACAAACAGGUUGCUGCCAAAUCCUGUUUGUGCAAGUUUCUCUCAUCCUAGAGCCUGCCAGUUUAUUCUAGACCCAUAUGCUAUCUAAUUGAGCAGAGAGAAACGUGACAGACAAGGUUUGGCAAGCAGACCCGCGCUAAAAGGGCCAGUACGUGUGGUGACCACGUGAACAACAAGCAAAUCUGGCGCUUUGUGCCGCGCGCCGCCUGUGCCGACCACUCCGUCCGGCCAUAGCUCGUCUGAGCAUGUCUAGAAGCUCCGGGAUGACCUCGCGUCCCUCUGGACCCUUCUCGUCUCCUAUUUCCUCAUCCUCACGCCACGGCAGUCGCCGCCGCGGCACUGUCCCGUCUGUGAGCAUCGUCGUCUUCCCCUCUCUGCUUUCUUCUUCCUCCCUGAGCCAUCCCAUCCUCCUGUAGAGUAUCAGGUCGGCACCAAGUGCAUCCAAGCCAGCUCAUCGCGAGCUCGAGCGCGAUGAUGAGCAUACCACGGCGUCGUGCUGAUCCGCUCGUCGUCGGCCGACUAUAAAUAGCCGCGGCCCUAGCCCUCCCCGAGGACCCGAGCAUCUCCAGCCUCCUAUCCAUCCUCCCUGUAACCUCCCGUGCCUCUCCAUCGAGCGCGAGGAUGCUCCCUGCCCUCCAAUCACAGCCAUGGUCGCCGCCCCUCCUCUGCUAAAUUCGUGGAAUGCCAGCCCCCUUUCUCUAUUCUGCCAUCUCUAGAAGCCCCACCGGACCUCGGCGGAGCGCUCCCCCACCUUCGUUCGCUCUCCCCGCCACCGAAAUGCCGAGGUCAUCCCCGCAGUAUCCGCCAUCCGUUGCGGCCGUGGGCGCGCACCUUCCCGCCCUCCCGGAGCUCCGCCUCCUACCGGGAUGGAUGCACCGCGCCGCUCUGAUCUCUGCGGUAGCCGAAGCGUCGUCGGAGGUGGCCGGAGCCGUCCUGGCGAACGCCGGCGUCGACGCCCUUUCUUUGUCUCGCGAGCGCGAGCAGGAGGUGGAAGAAGGAGGAGCGGGAGGAGAGAGAAGAGAGACCUGCCAGGUGGGCCCCGACCCCACCUGUCAGUGCAAGAGGCACCCGACACCGUGGAUAAGUGGAAGCGUAUUAUCAGGAAUACGCUUUCGCUUCUAGAAAGUGUAUUCUCCCUGGAUGCGCGACCAGUUGCGCUGUCAGGGACCCGGUUGUGAAUAUUUCUUUUAUAGAAAGGUCCCUGGCAGACAAACGCUUAUAUCUUUUUGCUCGGGACUCCGAUUCCGGUGAAACCAACGCCCACGUCUUCGCCUCGUCGAGCCCUUCAUGUUGGUAUCAUUUUCAUUAUGUGUUCACAUUCUGAAAAUGACCUUGUUUUCCUUGCCCUCCUAUCAGCCCUCUCCGAGAGAGAACCGUUUCGACAUAUCGUUCCGCGGGCUCUCCGCACCUUUUCCGGAAGUAUUCUUCAACGCAGGCAAGACGAUCAUCUGACAUAUACCCUCAAGCUUUGCUCUGUGAUGUUCUUGCAUAUUUAAAUUAAAAUGCUUACGUCUGAGUGCAUAGUAAUAUGAUGUAUGAGAUGCUGACAAA